Messenger RNA from Papilio polytes (common Mormon), 1224 nucleotides. RefSeq names its product cathepsin L1-like. The transcript has 8 exons. NCBI's taxonomy places the organism in Eukaryota, Metazoa, Arthropoda, Insecta, Lepidoptera, Papilionidae. Gene Ontology annotation, molecular function: cysteine-type endopeptidase activity. Gene Ontology annotation, cellular component: lysosome. Bases 1 to 1206 code for a protein of 401 amino acids. The record is from RefSeq and is a predicted model, not a curated record.
AUGAAUUUAAUCCACAUAUUAAUACAAAUAACUUUAGUAAAUUGUAAUUUAAAAUUAAAAGAAGGCACAGAUAAAAUUAAAUCUAUUUUAAAUCAAUAUAAAAUAAGACAACGAAGAUGCGACCUGGAAAUUGAUAAUUUUGUGAACAAAACUGUGAAUUUUUUAAUAAAAAAUGAAAGAUUUGGUGAUAUUCUAAACAAUUAUAACGUAAGUAAAUGUGGUCUGAGAGUAAAACAUUUAGAAAAACAUGUAAGCAGUUUAUUGAUACAUGAAGAUGUACCCGAAGAACAUUGGAUGGAGUACAAAACAGUAUUCAAUAAAUCAUACGAAACUAACCAUCAUGAGACAGUAGCUAAAACAACUUGGCUCCAAAACCUGCAACUUGUGGCGAAACAUAACAGAGAAUAUUUAUCCGGGAAGAUAUCUUAUUCCUUGCAACUAAACCAUUUCGGAGAUUGGCAUGUAAACGAUUACAUUAGUGGAAUCUUGAAGCUACAAAUAUCUACAAUCCCUCUGUUUGAUCCAGCUAGAGACUAUAGUAGAGUCGGGUAUAGAAGUUUCCGCCAUCAUAAAGUACCAAGAUCGUUGGACUGGCGUGACCUGGGCUUCAAACCACGUCGCGAGGAACAAUGGCGGUGCGGCGCGUGCUACGCCUUCGCUGUUACACACGCGAUUCAAGCGCAACUCUACAACAAACAUAGAAAAUGGGAUGAACUGAGUCCUCAACAGAUAGUGGACUGCAGCUAUGAAGAUGGCAACCAGGGCUGCAAUGGUGGCUCUUUACAGGCUGCCUUCAGAUACGCAGCCAGGGAGGGACUAGCCAGAGAAACGAAAUACCCAUACCGUGGGAAGAAAGGUCGUUGCCACAGUUGGGGAACAGUUCGUGUACGCCCUCGCCGCUGGGCGGCGCUGCCGGCGCGUAAUGAAGCGGCAAUUGAAAGCGCUCUGGCCAACAUUGGCCCACUCGCUGUUGCUGUAAAUGCUGCGCCUAUUACAUUCCAGCUUUAUAGGAGCGGUAUCUACGACGAUCCCUUCUGCGUGCCGUGGCGUAUGAACCAUGCUAUGCUGCUUGUGGGAUACACACCCCAGUACUGGUUGCUGCUUAACUGGUGGGGCCGGAAGUGGGGGGAAGACGGGUAUAUCAGAAUACGUCGAGGUUUAAACACAUGUGGCGUUUCUAAUAUGGCGAUGUACGUUGAAUUGUAAACAAAUAAAUACAUUGAA